AUGCAUGCGUUCCUUAAGUCCUUAGAUGAGCAUGUUUGGAUUAGCGUUCAAAAUGGUUGGAAACCUCCAUCUACUACUGUAUCAGGAACAAUUAACCUUACUGACAUAUCACUGUGGACUAAAGAUGAAUUAGCUGCAUGUAAUUGGAAUAGUAAGGGAAUUCAUGCAUUAUUCAUGGCUCUAUCUCCAGAAGAGUUCAGGAGAGUGUCUAUGUGCGAAACUGGUAAAGAGGUUUGGGACAUUCUCGAAACUACACAUGAGGGAACUAAGAUAGUAAAGAACUCAAAAUUGCAAAUGUUAGCCUCUAGGUUUGAAGAAGUGAGGAUGAAAGAUGAUGAAACCUUUGAUGAGUUUUACGCUAAACUAAAUGAUAUAGUUAACUCUAGUUUCAACCUAGGUGAGAGAAUUCCCGAGACUAAGAUUGUGAGAAAAGUACUUAGAUCUCUGCCUGAGAGAUUUAGGCCUAAAGUCACUGCCAUUAAGGGAAGUAAGGACCUAGAUGAAGUUAAGAUCGAAGAAUUGGUAGGAUCCUUGCAAACCUAUGAACUCACUAUCUCACAACAUAAGAAAGGAAAGUCCAUAGCCCUAAAAUCCAUUAAAGAAGAUGAAUCUUCUGAUGCUGAGUCACUUAGGGAUGAGAAAAUCGCAUACUUUGUUAAGAAAUUUCAAAAAGUCCUCAAGAAUAGGAGAAAACCUCAGGAUAGAAAGAGUGGAGCCCCUAGCAGAUUCACAAAAGAUAAAAUUGAGAAAGUUAACAAUAAAGGAUCAAGUGAGAAGCCACGUUUGGUUAGAUGUCAUGAGUGUCAAGGAAUAGGUCACUAUAGGGAUGAGUGUCCUAGCUAUAAGAAAAAUCAAAGAAAAAGGAAAGAUAGGGCCUUAGUUGUCUCACUUACUGAUAAUGAAUCUAAGACCGGUGAUACGCAGGAAUCCUCUAGUAGUGAUGACGAAGGAAAUUAUAUAGCAUUUGUGGCUACUGUUAAGAGUGAAUCUGAUAAGGAAAGUGACAAGGUUGAGGAAGAACAUUCAAACGAUAAUUCUGGUAAUGAGGAUGAGGAUGAGGAUGACAUAGACUUACAAGAAGCUUAUCAACUGUUGUUUAAGGAGAGUCUUAAAAUAAAGAAGGUCAAUAAAGCCCUACUUAAAAAGGUUGACGAACUUGAAAGGGAAAAAGAGAAACUGGGUAGUAAGCUUCAGGAUUCACUUAAGAGUGGUAGUGAGUUAAAGUGUACAUUCAUAAGUGGAACUAAUAAAUUGGAUAACCUGUUGGGAAUGAAUAAGCCAGUGGGAGAUAAGAGAGGUCUAGGAUAUGUUGAGGGUAAUACACAUGUUGCUGGACCAUCUAAGACUGUCUUUGUGUCUGCCUCUAAGUCUAAUGCUGUUAGGAGUCCAAGUAAGGGUAAGAGUGUUCCUAGGGAACAGAGUCAUCAAUCACGUAGGAACAUCAGGACUAGGUACCCACAGACACGUACCUUUGAGCCUAGGUUCAUUCCCACCUGUCACCACUGUGGAGCUCUAGGACACACUAGGCCUAGAUGUUAUAAGUUAGGCAAUGAGCGUAGAAAUCAAAACAUUCCUAGUCAGGUUAGCUUUCUGUCUAAUCAGGUUAGUCAUUUGACUGAGAUGCUUAUUAAGCUAACUAAGAGUACUUUGUCAUCUAAAAAGGUUUGGGUCAAAAAGGGUGAUCUAGGUAGACUUUCAGGUCAAGAAAACUGUUUUGUUGCUCAUGUUGCUUUAAAAGCUCAAAAUUCUAAUAAGUGGUACCUGGAUAGUGCAUGUUCUAGGCAUAUGUGUGGUAAUAAAGCCCUAUUCACUACUCAUGAUGAAUGUAAUGGUGGUAUGGUUACCUUUGGAGAUGGGGGCUCUACACCUAUUCUUGGCAAAGUUACUGUACAAAUGCAUGGUUUACCUGUGAUCUCUAAUAAGAGAUGUACCGUGUAUGAUUCAUCCGGUGGGAUAGUCCUUGAAGGGGUUAGAACAUCUGACAAUUGUUAUGGGGUAAUACCUAAUUCUAACUAUGUGUGUAGGAGUGCUAAAAUUGAUGUGAGUGAGCUCUGGCACAAAAGAUUAGGUCAUUUGAACUAUAAGAGUCUAGAGCAGUUGGCUAAGAAAGAAUUGAUAGAUGGGUUGCCUAAGAUAGUUCCUAGUAAAAAUGUUGUGUGUGGACCAUGUCAACUAGGCAAACAACUUAAGGGGAGCCAUAAGAAGACUACUAAAAUUCUGACCAAAAGACCCCUGUAG
Messenger RNA from Olea europaea var. sylvestris, 2238 nucleotides. RefSeq lists its product as uncharacterized. The record is from RefSeq and is a predicted model, not a curated record. NCBI's taxonomy places the organism in Eukaryota, Viridiplantae, Streptophyta, Magnoliopsida, Lamiales, Oleaceae. Bases 1 to 2238 code for a protein of 745 amino acids. Gene Ontology annotation, molecular function: zinc ion binding; nucleic acid binding. The transcript has 3 exons.